Messenger RNA from Exophiala bonariae, 2043 nucleotides. RefSeq lists its product as uncharacterized. Gene Ontology annotation, molecular function: nucleic acid binding. NCBI's taxonomy places the organism in Eukaryota, Fungi, Ascomycota, Eurotiomycetes, Chaetothyriales, Herpotrichiellaceae. Gene Ontology annotation, biological process: spliceosomal complex disassembly. Bases 1 to 2043 code for a protein of 680 amino acids. The transcript has a single exon. Gene Ontology annotation, cellular component: U2-type post-mRNA release spliceosomal complex. The record is from RefSeq and is a predicted model, not a curated record.
AUGAGUGACUCGUCAGACGAUGACCAACCUUUCAACCUGCGGGACUACGCGGACGAUGGUACCGAUGAAGAACGACCCAAUAAACGUCGCAGGACCAUGAAGACCCUCCGAACUCGUGGCACAGCAUUUGUCAAAUCGACGGGACAGGAAGAUGAACAAGACGAGGAGGAAGAUGAUGAAGAUGUCGACGAUGAAAUACCAACCAUGGGGUUGGGUAUGGGAUCAGGCAUGGCCUUCAACCCCGCCUCAGGGUUGGAUGGCUUCCGCAACUCCUUCAACAUAGGCGAAUACAAUGAGGAAGAGGCUGAAAGCCCUGUGGCACGACCAGACAUGUCCCCUCAACAGCAGCCCGAAAAGGCCAGUGGUACUGGACCAUCAGCAUUUGGCGCAGGGGGGAAAAUUCAGAAGAACUCUUUCGCUGCGCGCAUGAUGGCCAAAAUGGGUUACACAUCUGGUCAAGGUCUGGGGAAAUCUGGACAAGGUAUUACUGCUCCGAUCCAGGCUAAAGUUCUAUCCAGUCGAGCGGGUUUGGGCCAGGGAGGCGGUUCAGCGGACCCUCCGCGACGAAAGACCGACCGAAGAGAAGGACAACCGUCGUCCAAGGUUACAACGCCGGGGGCGAGCACCCCGAGAAUCAAGGCACCUCCCAAAGCCAAAUAUGCGAUCAAUGCGAUUGAGUCGCGGGGCCUGCACGUACCAGAGGCCAUGAAACAACUCAUCGUGGAUGCGACUGGCGCGGAGACCAAGACGAUCACAUCCUUGUCAGGCUUCUCAACUCCGACGCGGGAAACUUCGCCUGCCCCAGCGGCACUCGAAGCUGCCAAAGCCACCGCGCGCAUCAAACUCCAAUUGCAAGCAUUCGCCGACGCGUGGGAUGCGACGAAAGAGCAAGAAAUACACCUGGACGCGGAAGAUACCCAAUUAGGUGCAUCUCUGGCGCUGCAUGAUGAGGAGAUCCAACGAUAUAAUGACUUGAUCUCGGCAUUCGAGAAAGUCACAGUCGACGACUCAAUGGAAUCUCGAGACUGGGAUUCUUCCAUAGCUCGGCUGCAGACCAUCCAAGCCAACUACUCGAAUUACAUCCAAGAUCUAUCCCUCUCAGAAUUGACCGUUUCCUGCCUUGAGACGACUUUCCGUCGGGAGAUGACCGAGUGGGAUCCGCUCGGUGAGCCGAACCAUCUCGUCACAUCCUUGCUCUCAAUCUCGGAGCUCCUCGAGAUACCCAAGUCUACGGCUUCAAAGCCUCGUAAACGAACCACCCCCUUCGAGACCUUGCUACUAUUACACUGGUACCCACGAAUCCGGACCGCCCUGUCCAAGGAGUGGGACCUCUACGACCCGGACGCGGCCUGCUCGCUCAUCACAGCAUGGACGCCCCUCUUAUCCCCAUGGCUGCUCUACAAGAUUGUCCAUGAAACCAUUCUCCCCCGGCUCAUCGAGGCCGUGAAGCGUUUCCCCAAACAAAUCGAAUCGACGACGCUCUCAUCACGAAACAGUCGCUCCAAGAAGACCGCACCGGCAAUGCACACCUGGCUGUUCGACUGGUGGACGCUGCUAUCAUCGCCAGACCUCGAAUUAGAGCGGUUCGCGGAGCUCAAAUCGCUGGUCAAGGGAAAAGUCGGCAGCGACAGCUGGACGGCAUGGAAGCCACUGCUGGGAGGGUCACGACACGCCAACAAACUUAACUCCAGCAGCCGAUAUGCCAACUCUUACUCAUCCGCGGCCUUCAAAUCGCCCACAUCGGCAUCCACAUCCCAACGUGGGGCUGCAAGCGGCGUCGACGUCGAGGAAAUGUCGUUCCGCAUGUUCGUCGAGGAAUGGUGCAUCGAGAACGACCUGGUGCUGGUGUCGAGCCACCGGUCGGACGCGGCAGGGAGGCUGUUGUUCCGGCUGCAGGACGCGGGGCAGCGGAGUCACGGUCGUGGCGUGCAAGUGUUUUUGCAGGAUGACACUGUGUUUGUGCUGGAUGACGCGGCGGACAAGGGCAGCGUGCCGUAUGGGCUGGAUGAGAGGCUGGUGGCGUUGGUGAGAGGUGCUGCUUGA